Molecule: messenger RNA, 7138 nt
Organism: Culex pipiens pallens (northern house mosquito)
Lineage: Eukaryota; Metazoa; Arthropoda; Insecta; Diptera; Culicidae
Exons: 9
Coding region: 215-7072 (2285 amino acids)
Biological process (GO): regulation of DNA-templated transcription
Cellular component (GO): nucleus
Molecular function (GO): RNA polymerase II cis-regulatory region sequence-specific DNA binding; DNA-binding transcription factor activity, RNA polymerase II-specific; zinc ion binding
Source: RefSeq, a predicted model, not a curated record
UUGAUUGUUGGAAAAAAAAUGUCAACAAACAUCCGAAGCUCUGAAAUUCUGCUAAAAUUGUUUUAAUAAUAGGUUUAGUUUUUUGUGUUUUUCUAAUUUAUUGUGAAUAAAAAAAGUUUUUAAUGUGUUUAAUAAGCAGCUAAUGAAAAAAACGUGAAAACUCAGUUUUAAAACUGUGAAAAAAGCUUGCAAAAAAUUCAAACUCCCUUGCGCGAUGGACCCGUCCGUCGACUUCGAUCUGGCCAAACUGUGCCGGUGCUGCCGCAAGCGGGGCUCGGGCCUGCAGUCCAUCUUCACCUUCGUCUGCAAAUCCGGUGCCGCCACACUGCACGAGAUGCUGCUCAUUUGCAUCCCCCAGUCGCAGCUCCAACCGGACGACGGUCUGCCGGAGCAGCUGUGCUCGCGGUGUAUCGCCGCCGUCAGCUCGGCGUACCAUUUCCGGAAGCGGUUCGAGGAGAGCGAUGGGAUUUUGAGGGCGUAUGUGAAGGAGAGGGGUCGACAGGUGGAGAGCUUGCUGGGGGGGAUGUCUGUGAAGGUGGAACUGGUGGACAUUAAGGCGGAGCAGAUUAUCGUUGAGGCGAAUCCGCUGGUUGAGGAGGAGCAGGAGGAAGAACAGGUGGAACCCGUCAAGGUGGAGCUGCAAAUGGAUUCCGAUGAUGGAAGUGAAUUUGUGGGGGAUGAUAAUGUGGACUUUAGUUCGGAGGAGGAGCAGUACGAGGAGAAGCCCAAAGUUAGUGGUGAGAAAAAAAGAGUCAGGAAUCGGAAGAAGCCGGAUCCGAGCGAGUACAAGGAAUGUCCCACGUGUGGGAAGAAGUUUGAUACAAAGUAUCACUUGGACAGACACGUGAGGGCGCACAAGAAUGACACCCAGUGCGAGCAUUGCGAGAAGCGAUUCUCGGCCAUGGAUUAUAAGGACUAUCGGAAGCACAUGCUGACGGAUCAUCCUGGGAUGGACAUUCAGCCGCACAGGAAAUCGACGGACAAGUCGGAAGGUCGAGACGAUGAGGGCAGUGAUAAUGUGCCAAGUGCCAACGAGCCGGACGAGGAUGACGAAGACAAGCCCGCUGGUAAAAAGAAAAGAGCCGGGAAACGGCGAGGUGCGAACGAGUACCGGGAAUGUCCAAUAUGCGGCAAGGGUUUCCCCUCGAAGUAUCACCUGGAGAGGCACGUUAAAACGCACAACAACGACACCAGGUGCGAGUUCUGCGACCAACAGUUCUCCGCCACGGCUUACAAAGAGUACUGCGAGCACAUGCAGCUGGAACAUCCCGGAAUGCCGGUUCAACCGCACAAGAAGACAAAACCCAUUGAUAAUUCGCUGGUCGAAGAAUUCUUCAAAAGUAUUCAGCAAAAGGAAAUUUCCUGCAAGCUGUGCGAUGCCAAACUUGAGCGGAUCGCAGAGUUGCGGAACCACCUACGAACUCACUCCGAUCCCAGCACGCUGAUCAACGCAGGCAUCCCGACAAAGACGUUCCUCUUCGCGGAGGGUUACGUCCCGGACAAUUACCUCGACAUCUUGGUUCAGCAAAUCAAUAACUGGGACGUACAACGCUUCUACCAGAUCGUCGAACCCACCGGCGAAGAACUCACCUUAAGCGAUUCCGACUCCGACCCGGAAGACCUCGUCCAACGAGUCCACACCUGCUUCAUCUGCCACCAGAGCUUCCCCCGGCUCAAACUCCUCACCGACCACGCCGCCACCAGCCACAACCCCGAACAACUCCUCACCUGCCAGCACUGCCAGCAGCAAGGCUUCCCAAACAACACCAUCCUCGAGCGUCACCAGCGGCAGCAGUGCGCCAAUAGCGCCAAAAAGUUCCUCUGCGCCAUCUGCAACACCAAGUUCAUGUGGCAAUCCAGUCUCGAUAAACACGCCGCCGCCAACCACGCCAACCCGUCCGCCGAUCCGCAGCACGAUUCCGGCAAGCGGUUCCUCUGCCCGAUGUGCAACAAGGGCUUCACCCAGAUGCACCAUCUCAAGCGGCACGUCCGCGGCCACGUGCCGUCCGAGAAGAAGUUCGAGUGUCCGGAGUGUCACCGGAAGUUCCACCGCAAGGACAAUAUGAAGUUUCACAUGCGGACGCACCAGCCGAAGCGCGAGGACGAACCGCCCAAGCAGACGCACCUGUGCUCGCUGUGUGGACGGGGGUUUACGUCGAAUUACAACUAUGUGGUUCAUAUGCGACGGCACACCGGGGAGAGGCCCUUCAAGUGUGAUCAGUGUGAUAAGGCUUUCCCGCGUUCGCUGGAUUUAACGUAUCACAAACGGACGCACACUGGCGAUAAACCGAGCGUUUGCAACAUAUGUGGCAAGGCAUUCUCGCGCCAUCACCGCCUGGUCCGUCACAUGCGCGUCCACACCGGCGCCCGGCCCUACGCUUGCACCUACUGCGACCGUACCUUUACCCAGUCCAACGACCUCACGCUGCACAUCCGACGGCACACCGGCGAGAAGCCCUACUCCUGCCCCAUCUGUAACGAGCGCUUCAUCCAGGGAACGGCCCUGCGCGCCCACCAGCGCUCCGUCGGCCACAUCACCGAGGAGACACUGCUUCCGGUGAGCAACUACGGGCGCAGUUUGCUGGAGGGUUGUCGUAGUUUAGCGAAUCGGAAUUCGUCGGAUGCCCCAGCGGAGGCGCAGCUUGCCGUCUUUGAGGUAGAUUUCGGCGCGGCUUUUGAGCAAAAAGUCCGGCAUGAAGAGGACGCGUUCGAGCGUGCGGCCGCUCUGUCGCAGGGUCCACCCGUUGGCGUCGACCGUGAGCAGUUCGACAAAGUACUCGUGGCACGUGGGAGGGUCCGCCGGGGGACCGUCUUCGCACUGGCCAAUCGUGACGGCCAUGUGCCUGCGCUCGUGUUCGGUGGCGCCCUGGUUCAGUCUGACUUCGAGUCGCCAAGCGAUUUUGUUCGCGUCCAGCAGCGUUUGGGAUUGAGUCGUGCGGCUGGUCAGGAAGUCCGGGAUCGUGAGGUGGCCCUCGACGAACUUGGGCAUCCGUUUGAGGUUGUGAUCAGCAGGAAUCUGCUUCAGUCUUUUACCCAACACGAGGGUGCUCCGCUCGGCGUCCGGAUCCAAGGGGACUAUGGCCACGCGCAGCUUGAGAGUGCCGUCCGCGGCAAAGUAGCCAUCGUCGCGCAGCUGGGACACGGCAGCGAGCGUGCUGCAGUAGACCGUCCGGAGGCGACUCACUUCCAUCGAAUCGCUGCGCUGGAAGCUCUUGAGUGGAGAUUCGUGGAUGAAGCGCACCAACAGCUGGAAACGUCCCAUCACGCCACGGCACUGGCUCGUGUCGACGUCCAAAAUCAACCAGUCCAUGUCCUUGCGGAGGCGCAACUGCCACGGAACACCGUACUGGUCACGGAUGGUGGUCGCGCUCGUGGCAUCUUCCACGAUUCCCACACUGAUGAUCGACGGAACCUACUAGGAGUGGUCGUACUGCGGCAGCGGCACCUUCACCUUCGCCGGCUCCACGUCCUGCGCCAGCCGCGCCACAUCGAACAGCUUCAUCAGCUGAUCCUGCUGCUUGGUCUGCAGGCUCUUCAGCAGCUGCCCACUUUCGUUCCGGAGCGCCCGCUCGACCACCUUCUGCAUCUGCUUCUUCGGGUCGAGCGCGGCCAUAAUUUCCGCAAGCUCCCCCGCCAGCACCGCAUUCUGCUCCGGCGGUUUUUCCUUCGCUUCCGGCUGGUCCUUGUCCUUGGGCAGCACGUCAAAGUGGUGGCACAGCACCCACAGGCUGUGCUCGAUCUCCUCCAGCUUCCGGGCGUGCUGCUCGUUGGUGAUGUGGUCCGGCAGGACGGGGCGCUUGUAGCGUCGGUCGGCCGUCGUGGUGGCCACGUCGAAAAAGACGAUCGCCGGACACGGCUGGAAGCUCUUGGAUGCGGUGGCCAUUUCUUUCUUCGCAGCGGGGGAGAUUCUUUGCUGGCGGGAAGACCGAAGCCCAUAUCGUCGUCCUCGGACUCGGACUCUUCCUUCUUCUCCUCCUUGGCGGCGGCAGCCGGAGCGGCCGAAGCAGCAGCAGCAGCCGGGGCAGCGACCGCGGCGAACUUGCUCGGGUCCUUGAUGAACUCCUUGACCGUUUCGGCCUCCUUGAACUCGACCUCGGUGACGGCGGCGAUGGCCAGCAGGUUGCGGAAACCGUUGGCAAUGCUGUGCGGCACGGAAGCCAGCGUCGGAAUCUCCGGCGAGAAGAUCGAACCAGAGUCGUACACCUGCUCAAUCUGCAGACCGUACGAGAACGGCGAGAUGUUCAACAUGUUGAGCAGCGUGGCCUCGGAAGCUCCGACCUUGUCACCGGGCUUCAGAAUGGGCACAUCGUUGAUGAUUUCAAUCGUACCCUUGGAAAUCUUGGUCGGGAUGGACAGCGCCUGGAAGAAGGAGGUCUUCUCGGGGCCGAGACCGGUGUUCUGGGCCGGGAUGAUGACCUCCAGCGGAGCGAUGGCACCAGCACGAGCCGGGGCACGCACCUUGCUCUCCAUCAGCUUGUCGCGGAUGUCGGCCAGAUCGCCCUUGGUGAACACGAAGCCGACAUUGCCGCGGAUGUGCGGCAGCAGCUUCUCCAGGACGAUGGCCGAGCCACGGAGCGAGAUACGGAUGGUCUGCAUCUGGCGGGAACCGACAUUGUCGGCGCCCACGAUGAAGCACUUGGGGUACUCAUCGAGCAGUUGCUCACCUUCGGAGCGCUUCCAAACAAUGGAGGUAAUCGACAUGAACCUCGAGUACGACCUGGCCCGCAUCUGCCGGUGCUGCCGUCGCGACUCCCCGGAUCUGCAACCCAUCUUCCUGGACGGUGCCGCCGUCGCAGACGGCACCACGCUGUACGAAAUGCUCGCCAGCUGCACCCAGAGCCAGCCGAACUUCAACGACGGCUUGCCGUCGCAGCUGUGCGGGGAUUGCGUCUCGGAGGUGACCACGGCGUACGGGUUCCGCAAGCGGUACGAGCAGAGUGAGUUGCUGCUGCGGGAGUAUCUGUCGCGGAGGAAGGUGGAGCCUGCGGCCUGCGGGGUGAAGGUAGAGGAGCUGUUUGACGUCAAGACGGAGCUGAUCGUGGUGGAGACUGUUGGGGAGGAGGAGGAUGAGUUGAUGACGGUGGAGUUUGUGGAGGAGAGUGGGGAGGAUGAGGAUCAAGAUUAUGAGGUGGGAAGUUUGGACGAGAUGAUUGAGGAGUUGGAGGAGUUGAAGCCGCAGGCGAGGGGGCGGAAGGCGAAUGGGUAUUCGAAGAUUAAGGGGGGAGGAUUUGGGUGCGAUUCUUGCGAGCGGGUGUUUGCGGAUCGUCGGGGGAUUACGAACCACGUGAAGCAGCAUGAAAGGAAGGAGGUGAAGCAGUGUCCGCUGUGCAGCCGGGAGUUUACCUCGUCGUAUCACUUGAAUAGGCACGUGAAGAUGCACGAAAACGACACGGAUUGCGGGGUUUGCGGGAAGAAGUUUGGGCUUUAUCACGACUACAAGGACCACAUGGCGGCGGAACAUCCGGGGGUGGCGUUGGUGGAGCCGAAGAAGACGGAGCGGUCGGAGCGUGAGCUGGCUCUCACGUUGACGGCGGAGCUGUUGGAGGAUCCGGGCAGGAUGGAAGCGAUUUGUCGGAUUUGUGACGCCACGUUUGAGCGGAUAGCGCAGCUGAGGAGGCAUCUGCGGACGCACGAGGAUGUGAAGUCGUUUGAGAACGUCAACAUCGCCAACAAGCCGUACCUGUUUGAGGAAGGUUACGUGCUGGAGAACUACCUCGAGUACCUGGUGCAGCAGGUUUGCAAGGGGAAUCUGUUGCGAUUCUACCAGAUUGUCGAGCCUGACGGUGAGGAGUUGGAACUGAGCGAUUCCGACACGGAUGGUGAAGAUGAGGAAGUGGUUCGACGCGAGCAUGGUUGUGGCCUCUGUCAGCAGAGCUUCCCGCGGAUUAAACUGCUCCGCGAGCACGCUAAAAGUUGCCAUCGUCCGGAAGAAUUGAUCGGUUGCAAGCACUGCGCCCGAGGCUUCCCCAACACGACCCUCUUCAUGCGGCACCUGCGCCAGCAGUGCGAAAACACCGUCAAGAAGUUCCACUGCACCUUUUGCAACGAAAAGUUCAUGUGGCAAACCUCGCUCAACAAGCACGCCCAGCACCACCACAAACCCACGAAACCGCUCUGGGAGCGACCCGGCGACGAGUCCGGAACCUCAGCCGCGAACGAAGAAUCCGCGAAAAAGUUCGUCUGCCAAGUCUGCUCCAAAGGCUUCCAGCGGCUGGAACACCUCGAGCGCCACAUCAAGAUCCACAUCCCGUCGGAGAAAAAGUUCGAAUGUCCCGUCUGCCACAAAAAGUUCAACCGCAAGGACAACCUCCGCUCGCACCUCAAAAUCCACCAAAAAGACCCCGACGCGGACGCCGACCCCGCCAACAAGCAGAACCAACUGUGCGUCUACUGCGGCCGCGGCUUCUCCAACUCCUCCAACCUCAUCGUCCACAUGCGACGCCACACCGGCGAACGCCCCUACCGCUGCGACAUCUGCGACAAGGGCUUCCCCCGCUCCUCGGACCUCCAGUGCCACCGCCGAACGCACACCGGCGAAAAGCCCUGUCUCUGCACCAUCUGCGGCAAGGGCUUCUCCCGCUCCAACAAACUGGUCCGCCACAUGCGCAUCCACACCGGCGCCCGGCCCUACUCCUGCUCGUACUGCGACCGCGCCUUCACCCAGUCCAACGACCUCACCCUGCACAUCCGGCGCCACACCGGCGAAAAACCCUACGUCUGCGGCGUCUGCAACGAGCGCUUCAUCCAGGGCACCGCCCUCAAGGCCCACCAGCGCGCCACCGGCCACAACGACGACGGCGCCACCCAGCCGGAACGCUUCGCCGCAAUCAGCGUCAACAACCCGCACCGGAUGGGCGUGAACGGGCCGAAGGCUCUGCGACAAAGCGCCACCGUCAAAGCGGUCAAGUCGCGCAAGAAGAAGGCGGCCGCCGCCGUAGAACCGAUGACCGUCGUCGAGGAGGUGGCUGCGCCCCCACCGCAACCGUACGUCCCGACCGUGCCGUCGUACGUCAUGCAGAACUACGACCUGACGGCCGGCGGGUUGUUUGCGCAGAGUUUUACCCAGCAGUAGGCGGGGAUUUUUUUUUGGUUGUGUAAUCACGAUUUGCAAAUAAAACGAAUAAUGCCGUCGUUUUGC